Messenger RNA from Entrophospora candida, 447 nucleotides. The record is from the annotation of a GenBank genome assembly. NCBI's taxonomy places the organism in Eukaryota, Fungi, Glomeromycota, Glomeromycetes, Entrophosporales, Entrophosporaceae.
AUGUCACAGGUAGUAAAACUUUACAUUUAUGAUUUGUCUCGUGGUUUUGCAAGGACAUUUUCUAUGGGUUUAGUAGGAAGACAAAUAGAUGGAAUAUUUCAUACAUCUGUCGAAAUUUUUGGAAAAGAGUGGUAUUUUGGCCAACAAGAUCAAGGAAUAUUUAAUACUUCUCCAGUAAGGGCCCCACAAGAGAUUAUUGAUAUGGGAGAAACUGAAAUACCUGAAAAUAUAUUCUUAGAUUAUAUUGACGAAUUAAAGGAAAAAUACUCAGCUAAUAGUUAUCAUUUAUUUGAAAGAAAUUGUAAUCAUUUUUCAAAUGAUCUUUGCGAAUUUUUAACAGGAAAAUCAAUUCCAAAACACAUUACUGAUUUACCAAACGAUUUUUUGAGCACACCAUUUGGUCAACAAUUAUAUCCAAUGUUUAACAAUACUUACAGACAACCUUGA